Chelmon rostratus (copperband butterflyfish) is the source of this 648-nucleotide messenger RNA. Its product is annotated as mpv17-like protein 2. Gene Ontology annotation, biological process: mitochondrial ribosome assembly. The transcript is spliced from 5 exons. Gene Ontology annotation, cellular component: membrane; cytoplasm. The coding region runs from base 1 to 648 and encodes 215 amino acids. Lineage: Eukaryota; Metazoa; Chordata; Actinopteri; Chaetodontiformes; Chaetodontidae. The record is from RefSeq and is a predicted model, not a curated record.
AUGCCACGUGCCACCUGGCCACCCUUCUUUCAGGACCGGUACCUACUGCUCACCAACACAAUGAGUGGAGGAGGCCUGCUGGGACUCGGAGACUUCCUGCAACAGAGCCGGGAGAUCCGCAAGGAGCCAGACAGAGUCCGAGACUGGAGGAGGACAGGUUGCAUGGCUUUGGUGGGCUGCUCCAUGAGUCUACUGCUGCAUUUCUGGUACAGCUGGCUGGACAGUGUGUUUGUUGGAAAAGCUAUGAGCACUGUGGGCAAGAAGGUUCUGGCGGACCAGCUGAUCGCCUCACCAGCAAUCGGCAUGUGGUAUUUUUUAGGUAUGGGUCUCACGGAGGGACACACUUUAUCCGAAGGAUUGGAGGAGUUUAAAGAGAAGUUCUGGGAAUAUUAUAAGGCGGACUUGUGUGUUUGGCCUGCCACUCAGAUAAUCAACUUCUACUUCCUCUCGCCCAAAUUCCGCGUUGUGUAUAUCAACAUUAUCAGCCUAGGAUGGGAUGUCUACUUGUCCUCCCUCAAACACAGAGACAGCAGCCACCCCACUGUGGUGGUAUCAGACAGCGGUGCUGUGGGUGUACAGCAGGAAGUGCUCCCACCCUCCAAACAACACAUUAGUGAUGAUUGUCACUGUGGUGAUAUAUCACUUUGA